Molecule: messenger RNA, 1262 nt
Organism: Theobroma cacao (cacao)
Lineage: Eukaryota; Viridiplantae; Streptophyta; Magnoliopsida; Malvales; Malvaceae
Gene: PER64
Product: Peroxidase superfamily protein
Biological process (GO): response to oxidative stress; hydrogen peroxide catabolic process
Molecular function (GO): peroxidase activity; heme binding
Source: RefSeq, a predicted model, not a curated record
UUCCUUCGCCAUCAACUUUGCAUAGCUAGCUAGUUCGUUAAUCUUCAAAGUAGUUGUGAGUUCAAUUCUUAAUUUUUCAACUAUGGCAGCCGUAGUUGCACUUGCUUUCGUCAUUCUCAUGUUUUCAGUUUCAUCUCCGGUCAGAGCACUGAGCUCAAACUACUAUGACGACACCUGCCCUCAGCUCGAGUCCAUUGUUACGAGUGUAGUCAAGAAAGCGAUGUCGAAUGACAGAACUGUUCCAGCUGCGCUGCUUCGCAUGCACUUUCAUGAUUGCUUUAUCAGAGGCUGCGAUGCUUCCGUGUUGCUGAACUCAAAGGGAAACAACAAGGCAGAGAAAGAUGGACCUCCUAACAUUUCAGUGCAUGCAUUUUAUGUCAUUGACAAUGCAAAGAAAGAGUUGGAAUCUUCAUGCCCCGGCGUGGUUUCCUGUGCUGAUAUCUUGGCCCUGGCUGCCAGGGAUGCAGUUGCUCUGUCUGGUGGUCCCACUUGGGAGGUGCCCAAAGGAAGGAAGGAUGGAAGAAUUUCCUUGGCAACUGAGACCAGACAGUUACCGGCUUCCACCUUUAACAUAUCACAGCUACAACAAAACUUUGCUCAGAGAGGUCUCUCCAUUGAAGAUCUAGUUGCUCUUUCAGGUGGUCACACUCUGGGGUUCUCCCACUGCUCUUCUUUCCAGAACAGAAUUCGCAGUUUCAAUGCCACCCUCGACGUCGACCCAACCAUGAAGCCGUCCUUUGCCGCCAAGUUAAGGAGCGUGUGUCCGGCCCACAACAAGGUGCAAAAUGCAGGCUCACCCCUGGAUUCUUCCACCUUUGUAUUUGACAACGCAUACUACAAGCUGAUUCUUCAGGGGAAGAGCAUCUUCUCUUCCGAUCAAGCUUUACUCACCACCCCAAAAACCGAAGCAUUGGUCUCUAAAUUUGCAAACUCCCAGAAGGCUUUCGAGAAGGCCUUCGUCAAUUCCAUGAUCAAGAUGAGUAGCCUUACCGGUGGGAAAGAGAUCAGGCUAGACUGCAGAGUGGUCAGGUGAGCUCAAAGCUAAUUCAGAGUUACCAAGGUUGUAGGCCAUGCAUCAAGUUAUCAUCUAGCCAGUUCUAUUAUUUGGUUAGAGUUAUCAAAACAAUAAGAGUGAGAGAAGCAAGUGUGUUAUUUGGCUGCCGUCGAAGAGAACGGAUAGGAAUUUGUAUUUGAAAUGUUAUGUAUCAUGUGAUUUAAUGGAAAAACAAAAAUCCUAGUGCUCUGUUUUAUUGUUUGCUUGA